AUGGACGCAGGUAUGAGCCAGGGAAACGCCGCGUUACCUGAGGUGUGCCGGGUCGGCAUACGAGUGCCACCGUUCUGGCCCGAACAACCGACGAUCUGGUUCCACCAGAUAGAAGGCCAGUUCGCUUUGAAUGGCGUCACCGCGGACACAACGAAAUACAACUACGUGAUGUCUCAGCUGGAACCAAAAUAUGCCCUAGAGGUCCAGGACAUAAUCACGUCACCGCCGGCCACCGAGAAGUAUGAGACACUAAAAAGCGAACUAAUCCGGCGCCUGUCCGCGUCCGAAGGGAGACGAAUCCAGCAGCUGCUGGAAAAAGAAGAGAUGGGAGACAGAACACCAUCUCAAUUUCUGCGGCACAUGCAGAACCUGGCGGGUCAGGCAGUACCGGACAAAUUUCUGGGUACAUUAUGGACUGGCAGGCUACCCAGCAUGAUCCGGGCGAUCGUAAGUGCGCAGCCAGACAUCCCGCUAAACAAGCUGGCGCAAAUCGCGGACCAGAUACACGAGGGCACAACCCAAGCCCACGUGGCCAGCGUAGCCGCCCCGCAGACCGAGACGACAGAGGCGAUGAGAGGCCUGCUGGAGGAAUUCAAGCUCGUCGUCAGCGAGCUCACACUCAACGAGACCGUCAUAAAUAAGCGGGAAUUCCGAAGGGCACGCAAAACGGACCCGAACGCCGGAAGUCCGAGCGCAACAGCCCUGAGGAAAACCCAGGCCGUUACAUCAUAA
Messenger RNA from Megalopta genalis, 732 nucleotides. Lineage: Eukaryota; Metazoa; Arthropoda; Insecta; Hymenoptera; Halictidae. The record is from RefSeq and is a predicted model, not a curated record.